Molecule: messenger RNA, 645 nt
Organism: Necator americanus (New World hookworm)
Lineage: Eukaryota; Metazoa; Nematoda; Chromadorea; Rhabditida; Ancylostomatidae
Exons: 5
Coding region: 1-645 (214 amino acids)
Molecular function (GO): N-acetyltransferase activity
Source: RefSeq, a predicted model, not a curated record
AUGUACUCAAAAUUAGAACUAUGGGAUGUUAUGUUAUGUGUACUUGUAUUAGCGAACUUCUUAUCUAAUCUCAUAGAUUUUUGCGAAAAAAAGCUGAUUAGCCAGCGACAUCGAUUGCUGCAUUCGCGACGUGACUGCCUUGCUGCCGAUUGUGCAAUUGGUAUGGCGGUGUCGGUGAAUCGUGCCACUCCUGCCGAUGCGGCAGCGUUGAUGGGUAUGAUUAGGGAACUAGCAGAUUUCGAGAAAAUGCCUGAAGGAGUGAAGAUCGAUGAAGUUCGACUUGCUGCUGACCUCGAAAGGAACGCUGUGGGUGGUUUUAUACUACGAGACAGUGAUGAACCGGCUGCUAUGCUUCUCUUCUAUUUUGCCUACUCGACAUGGGAAGGACAAUAUAUUCAUAUGGAAGAUUUGUAUGUACGACCAGCGUUUCGUCGAAAGGGAUACGGUCGAAUGUUAUGGCGUGAGCUUGGCGUUUUAGCUAAAGAAAUGGGCUGCAGAAGACUCCAAUGGAAUGUGCUGGACUGGAAUUCGAACGCUUUGGCGUUUUACGAAAAAAUGCCUUCUCAAAAUCUCACGAAGAAAGAGGGAUGGUUACUGUAUCGACUUGACGUCGAUGGAAUCUCAGCCUUAGCUGAAUUGAAAUGA